This is a messenger RNA of Colletotrichum navitas, 950 nucleotides long. RefSeq lists its product as uncharacterized. The record is from RefSeq and is a predicted model, not a curated record. The transcript has a single exon. Gene Ontology annotation, biological process: DNA recombination. Lineage: Eukaryota; Fungi; Ascomycota; Sordariomycetes; Glomerellales; Glomerellaceae. Bases 137 to 919 code for a protein of 260 amino acids.
CCUUCCAUAGCCCACACCGGGCAAUACGUUCCUUUGCCACCUGACCACUCCGCAACAUCAAAGAAAACACGGCAGAUAUCCGUUUCCUUGAUCGAAAAGGAGGAGCUUCUCAGGCGGGGCAGCACACGUGCACAUAAUGCUCACGCCAGCUGCGAAGCGAAGACGAGUCGACACCGCCAACGAGACACUCCGCAAACCCUUCAAGUCGCCCGUGGUGCGGGGCCGCGAGGGGGCAAUUGCGGGAUCCGCCGCUGCCGAGAACCCUACAGGGUCAUCUCCGCAGCUAAAGCCAGGGGAAGCGACCCAUGCGGACCCGAAUUCAGGUGCAGGCCCGGGCAGUCGCGACACCACGCCCACUGCGGCCGCCGUGAGGCAGUGGGGUGCAGGGACCCAGGUGACGACGCCGGCGAGGCAGGCUCUCACGCCUACGCGCCGGCCGUUCAGCACACCAAGGCCGCAGCUGCACCCGGAAGCCUCUCCAUCAAUACCGAGAUCAAGUCUUUACGGGACCGCCAGUUCGGUCACGAAAGCCGGUGGUUCGGCGCCUGGUAGCAAGACUACAAGGGAGGCUGAGGGCAGGGAGGAGAUUCUCCGGCAGGCUAGGCGGAUCCGCGGCGGAGGCGAGGGCGAGACGGACGAGGAGCUUGUUGAAUUGAUCGGGAAGUGGAGGGCGGCGAGCCAGAUGGCCGCGGAGGAGGUGUUUGCAGCGUCCCGAGGGAGGGUUGAGGGAAUGGGCGGGCUGGGGGCUUGGAGGAGGGCUCAGAGGGAAGACGAGGCCAGGUUUGUGGAGAGGUUGAGGGAGGGGGAUGGUGAGGAGUUAUCGCCUGGGCAUAUAGGAGAUGAAGAUGGUCGCGAGGUGUGCGGAGAUGGAGAGGAGGUGAGUAACUACAAGCCCAAGACUAGAGGGCCGGGUCACUGACAACCAGCAGGAAUUCACAAUGGGCACGAUG